Molecule: messenger RNA, 6372 nt
Organism: Protopterus annectens (West African lungfish)
Lineage: Eukaryota; Metazoa; Chordata; Ceratodontiformes; Protopteridae
Gene: IRS2
Product: insulin receptor substrate 2
Exons: 3
Coding region: 588-3803 (1071 amino acids)
Biological process (GO): insulin receptor signaling pathway
Cellular component (GO): cytosol; plasma membrane
Molecular function (GO): phosphatidylinositol 3-kinase binding; insulin receptor binding
Source: RefSeq, a predicted model, not a curated record
CGGGUUUCAUUGGCUGAAAGGCAAGCAGUUACAGAUCCGGCUCGCUUGCCUCUAUCUGUGUCCCUGUCUGUCAGAUCCCACAUUUUCUUCUUACGUGUUGUUUUGAUGAUUCACACAUCCCACCCCCUUACGGUGAAGCAUCAGUAGUACGGUGGCAUGGAGCCUGGUGAUUUACUUAAUUUAUAAUAGCAAUCAGUGCGUAAUGGCAGCAGUGACGGUUCCGCCAACACUAAUAUGACGGCAGUGCAAGUGAACAUUACAUAUAAGGGCUGACAGAGUACCCCUUCUGCAUUCCGUAUGUCUGCUAGCCAUGACUGAGGUACAGGGCACACGAAGACAGCUUAUUUCAAACAGCAGCAUACUGCCACCAGCCUAUGCAGUGCGGCAUUCCUAGGGGCCACAACAGCAGGUACUCAAAUACCCUCCGUGGGCCGAAGAAAAUGUUAUAUACUGACUUAGAGCAGAUACCGUGUGAGAAGCUGAAGAUGAGCAAAUGAAAAAGUAAAAAGACAGAGGGCACCUUCAAACCGUUUUUUUCUGGUGUAGAAAGAAAACACGGUGUAACUGUUUAUCCAAAAAGGAGUAGAAUGGCGAGUCCUCCAAUAAUUGGAAUUCCGCUACAACUCUCUUCUGCAGUGAAGGAAAAUAAUAACAACGUGAAGAAAUACGGCUACCUGAAGAAACAAAAACACGGACACAAGAGGUUUUUCGUGCUGAAGGAGCAAGGUGAGGGCUGCCCGUCCAGGUUAGAAUAUUACGAAAGUGAAAAGAAAUGGAAAAACAAAUCGGUGCCUAAGAGGGUGAUCUGUUUAGACUCCUGUCUGAAUAUUAACAAGAGAGCAGACGCUAAAAACAAAUACCUGAUCGCCCUCUACACCAAGGACGAGUAUUUUGCCGUUGUUGCUGAAAAUGAGCUGGAGCAGGAGAGCUGGUAUGAGGCUCUCACGGAUUUAAUGAACGAAGGGAAAGUCUCUGAAGGAAACUGCCUUUCAUCGGGGUCUUUAUCGGGGGCAGAAGAUAUCAAUUAUGGAUUGAUCACGCCUGCCAGUGCUGUGUAUAAAGAGGUUUGGCAAGUCAACUUAAAACCCAAAGGGCUGGGACAGAGUAAGAACCUAAUGGGGGUCUACAGACUGUGUCUGUCGAGCAGGAGUAUUAGUUUUGUGAAACUGAAUUCAGAGGUCCCUUCUGUAAGCCUGCAGCUCAUGAACAUCAGGAGAUGUGGACAUUCCGAUAAUUUCUUUUUUAUUGAGGUAGGUAGAUCUGCCUCCACGGGUCCUGGUGAGUUAUGGAUGCAGGCGGAUGACUCAGUAGUAGCACAGAAUAUCCAUGAAACUAUUUUAGAGGCCAUGAAGGCAAUGAAAGAAUUGUCUGAAUUUAGACCAAGAAGUAAAAGCCAGUCAUCGGGGUCCAUUCCAAUUUCUGUACCCAGCAGGAGACAUUUAAAUAAUCUGCCACCAAGUCAGACUGGUUUGCAGAGGAGGUCUAGAACAGACAGCAUGGCAGCUACUUCACCUGCUAACAAAUUUACUUCAUGUCGUGUAAGAACAGCAAGUGAAGGGGAUGGGACUAUGGCAAGACCCAUGUCUGUGACAGGAAGCCCUAGUGCAGUGAGGACACAUCUUAGUCGUUCUAAUACUGUUAUCACAAGACAUUCAAGAGUAAUGCAUAACAUUUCAUUGCAGCACAACAGGUCAGUGUCUAUGCCGGUGCCAUAUUCUCCACCUUCUGCAAUGAGUCCUGUGAGCUUGUCAUCAAGCAGUGGUCAUGGGUCCACAUUAGAUGCUAUUCAGCGGCUGUCUAGUGGUAGUGCUUCUAUUUCAGGAUCUCCUAGUGAUGCUAGUUUUAUGUCCUUUGAUGAAUAUGGUUCAAGUCCUGGAGAUAUUAGGCAUUUCAAUGGAAAUGGAAACAACACCCCAGAAUCAACAGCGGAAACUCCACCUGUUCAAGAAGGCCGUAAUUUAUAUGGAUACAUGGCAAUGGAAAAAGCAUCUAUUCAAUGUAACAAAUAUGCUUUGAGAGCACCUAGAGAGGAGUGUCUUGAGUCUGACAAAGGAUGCAGAAAGAGAACAUACUCUUUAACAACACCUUCAAAACAAAAAACAACACCACAGGUGUCUUCUACAUCAUUGGAUGAGUACACAUUAAUGAGAGCAACCACCACAGGAAGUUCAAGGCAUGCAUGUUGUACCAUUUCUCCAAAAAGUCCAUACAAUCCUUAUCCAGAAGAUUAUGUAGACAUUACUGUUGGAUCACAAAAGAAUUCUAACAGUGAUCUUCAUGAUGAUGGUUACAUGCCAAUGAUGCCAGGUGUUACACCAACAUUUCCACCAACUCCAGCUAAUGACUACAUGCCUAUGAACUUGACAAGUGUUUCUGCCCCAAAACAGAUCAUUAAUCCCAGAAUACAUUCUCAGGCAAAGGGAAAUAUCUGCAAGGCUAAUGCUUCUUGUGGCAGCAGUUCUCCUGAUGAGAGUGGAUACAUGAAGAUGUGGUGUGCUUCAAAGCUCUCAGGAGAAAGCUCUGAAGGCAGGUUACCAAAUGGGGACUAUAUUAAUAUUUCUCCUCAGAUUAACCACUGUGCCUCAUUAACACCUCCAGAUUAUUUUUUUAAUCCUGGUAACAGUGAGCCCAUCAAGUCAAACUAUUCAUUUAACUCAUUGCCUCGGUCAUACAAGACAUGUUCUCAGAAAAAUGGAGACAGUCAGUAUGUUUUGAUGAAUUCACCUGGUCAGAGAAUAAUAGAAGAACCAAUUGAUAAUUGUAAGUCUCCUGAUUGUUUAGUGUCAUGCCUGUCAGCAAUUUCACCCAUACGACAUACAAAAACAGAUGGUGGUGUUCACAGAAGCAAAGCUGCUAGGCCAACACGACUUUCAUUAGAUGUGUGUAGAACUUUGCCAAGUAUGAAUGAACAUCCUUUACCACCUGAACCACAAAGCCCUGGUGAAUACAUUAAUAUAGAUUUUGGUGAAAGUACAAGGUAUUCACCUCCAGUUUCAACUGAAAGUCCUGCAUCAUCUUUAGGUUCUGUAAAUGGUCAGAGGCAGUCUCCAUUGUCUGACUAUAUAAACAUUGACCUUUGUUUGCAGUCUCCCAAGUCUGGUAUUCUACCUCAUGGCUCUUUGGAUGCAGUAUCACCUCUAUCUUGUACUGGAAAAAAUCAAACAGAUUCAUUGUACACAAAAGUACCCUCAGUCAGUGCAUGCAUAUCAAAUCAGACUGAGGAGGAUUACACGGAAAUGACAUUUGGGCUUCCCACAACACCUCCACAACCAAUUUCACAGAAAUCAGAACCUGUACAAGUAACAAGCCCUACUUCUGGAGUGAAACGAUUGACACUGAUUGAUCAAAUACCUGAUAUUGAGGCAUUUAAGCUUUCAAGCCCACCACCGGACCCUAAUCGAGGAGCUAAAGUUAUCCGUGCUGAUCCUCAAGGACGAAGACGUCACAGCUCAGAAACCUUCUCUUCCACCACCACUGUGACACCUGUAUCGCCAUCUUUUGCACAUGACCCAAAAAGACACAACUCUGCUUCUGUAGAAAAUGUUUCUCUCAGGAAAAAUGAGGGCUUAGAAGAAGGUUAUGGUAGUCCAAUGAGUCGGGAGACAUCAGCUGGUUUUCAGAACGGACUAAAUUACAUUGCCUUAGACCUGAUGGAUGAAACCAUUGGUUGUUGUGACCAAAUUGCACGAUCCCGACUGAGGCAUAGUUUAAAAGGAUGUAUAAGUGAAGUUGAUUCCAGUGCUUACUCCACCUUGGAUUUUUUGUCUCAAAAUUUACAAGAAGCUCUUAUUGUUAAAGAAUGAAGGAAUUGAAUUGAUUACUGGGACGUUACAUCCUCUUGUAAUAAAAAGUACUGAACAACGUUUAUCAGGCUGCUCAAUAUGUAAUUUAUAAGAAGCUGCUCCAUGUUUACUUUUCUUGAAGAGGAAAUCAGUAUCAAAGAUGGUUUUCGCACUGUGUCAUACAACAGGUCUGCAAGAAUGGGAACACAUGCUGUUUCAGUUAAUUCUAAAACAGUUUCUGUCCUGCUGCUCUCCAACAUUCAUCACUGAACUACUCUUUUACAUGGUAAAUUAUACUUUGUUUUGUAACCUAGUUUGCCUUUAUUUCACGGGCUCCAAGGCCAUUGCCUUCAUCUGCUUUUAGGACUACAGACCUACAGGUGAACUGCAGUCAUCUUCAGGUCAUGACAUUCUGGUAAUGCCUGCCAUAAAAGUAAAGUCUGCUGUUACUGGAACCUUUUUGAUUGACUGAUAGUCCUACCUCAGUUUGAGAUACAGCCAGGUUUUUAAGAAGUUCAGGGCAUUCUUUAUUUGAAUGCUGACUGCUGGAUGUCAAGUCUUAAUCCUUAUAAAGCUGAUCCUCAAGGUUAAAAUGCCGCUUAGAUUAAACAUACGACAUGCUGCUUGACUGUGAUGGGAUAUGAUAUAUAUUAACAAUUAUCUGAACAGUCUGUAGGCAGAAACAUUAAACAAGAAACAUUUAAGUUUACAGUUCAGAUUGCAUACCUUAUCCCUAUCCAGUUUUAUCAAAAAAAUGACACUUUAGCAGAUCUUUUUGCAAAGUUCAUCAGUUUACACUUUUUGCCAGUGAAAUGUUUAGUGAAAACCCACUAACAGAGUAUGUUAAAUGACUAGUACUACUGAAGAAAAUACAUGUAUCCUCUCUCACUGUGCCUCAGUUUUGUAUGUUGCUUAAGACAUAUGAAUAACAAGUACGUAUACAGGAGUUAAAUGAUUAAAAAAUGUAAUACACAGCAGCUUGUUCUACCUGAUGACAUAGGGGAUUAUUACUGUUCCUGCAUAUCAGUGAAAAAUGAUUUGGUCGAACAUUUGUUGUUUAAGAUGUUUUAAACAUUCUUUGGUAUUGCUUUCUGUCUGCCAUUUUGACAAGGCCUACAGUAUUUAUUGAGAAAAAUGAUGGUUACAAUUUCUGCUUGUGUAGUGUACAAGGACUUCACUGUAGCAGCUGGAAAAUCAGGCUGUCUAUUACCCUAGCUGUGUUGGCUGUACACUGAAUUAAGGUGCCUGUGAAGUUUGUGAACACUGAAUUCCUUAAACUAUUUAAUUCUAGAAGGAGAGUGUGUACUGUAAACAAUGUACAUGUAAAUAUAUUUAUCUUUUAGAAGGAAAAUUAGAAGCAAGUCAAUGUCUUACUGAUUAAUGUUACAGCAGCAAAAGUCUUCCUGCUACAUUUAUUACAUCUAUUUUGGGAUAGCGCAUUGUAUUAUAAGACAAACAUGAAUGUACUAUACUCUGUAAUGUAAUUUCUUUGAGUCUUCGUUUCAACACAACAAUGCAAUGGCAAAAUAAUAUUUGUUAAAUUCCGUUCAGUAUUUUGCCUAAUCUUGUAUACACUGUACAAAGAAAUUUUUAGGAAAUGUUAUUUACAGUUUGAAAUAAGGUACUGGAUAUUUGAAACAUAGAAAAUAUUUUGUAAUAGAUUGCUACAUUACAUUCAGGAUGAAAUAACUUGGCUUCUUUAGAAAUUCCUCUUGCAUAGACUGUAUGUCCCUAUCAUCAUAAAAAAUGGUUACUAAUACUGUAAGAUUAAAACAAACUUGUUAAGUAAUACAGUCAAUAUAAUGUACGUUUCACAGAAUGCAUAUGCAAUAUUUACUUUAUUAACUUAGUUUACAGAACAGAACCAAAAUUUAUAAAUUCACAAUGUUUUGUUUGCAGAAAAGAAAGAAAGAGAGAGAAAAAAAUUAUCAUGGUGUAAAUUUACUUUUUAUACAUUUUGCCUGACUUGUACAUUUAACUAUUUUCACUAUAUCAAUCUUAACAGAUGCUAAGCAGUGUUUUAUUUGGGGAUAUAUCUUUAUAUGUAUAUAUGUAUUGUUUAUUGAUGUUAAAAUAUUAAAUAUUAUAUUUCUUGCUAUUGUGAUAUGACAAGAGAAAUAACUUAUCUUGCUUUGACUUCCAGUGUACAUGACAUAUAUGCACAUUCUCAUGCACAGGCACACGUUUGUGUAUGUAUGCGUAUGUAUUAUAUGUAAUGGCACUGGGAAAAAAACUGAAGUAGGAUAGUGCUUUGUAUUUAGUCUGUAAUAAUUAUGGAUACGCUCUUGAUAGCCAUAUGCAAUAAAUUAAAUUAUUUAUGAAAAGGAACAACCUUUUUAUGUGUUGCAUUUUGCACCACUGUUUCUUGUUUGCAGAUUCCUUUUGGAAAAUCAAAGAUGAAUGUCACUUUAAUUCACUCAAGUUAAGUUCUAAUCUUUGUUGGAAAAACAAAAUAUGUUUUAUGUUUGAAGUCAAAAUCCUUAAUAUAUUUGGACAAACCUUUUAAAAUAACAUCAGAAUGUUUUUUUAAUGAAUUGGGUGCAUCUUCCUAGUAAACACUUUCAAAUAAAUGUAUUUUGGAACAAGUAAA